UAUUAUUGGCAAAUAUGCGUGAAUUUAAAGUUGUCGUUCUGGGGUCUGGAGGUGUUGGUAAAUCAGCCUUAACAGUGCAGUUUGUUUCCGGUUGUUUUAUAGAAAAAUAUGAUCCCACAAUAGAGGAUUUCUAUCGCAAAGAAAUUGAGGUUGACAGCUCACCAUGCGUUCUAGAGAUCUUAGAUACAGCGGGUACAGAGCAAUUUGCCUCAAUGCGAGAUUUAUAUAUCAAAAAUGGUCAUGGUUUUAUUGUCAUGUAUUCCCUAACAAAUCAUCAAACAUUUCAGGAUAUUUCCAGCAUGAAAAAUGUCAUAACACGAGUUAAAGGCAGCCAACCAGCUCCCAUAUUGCUAGUCGCUAAUAAAUUAGAUUUAGAUUGCCAAAGAGAAGUAUCAACUGCCGAAGGUGAUGCUUUGGCCCAAUUAUGGGAAUGCCCCUUCAUAGAAGCCUCCGCUAAAGAUCGUAUUAAUGUCAAUGAAGUAUUUGCAACAAUAGUCCGUGAAAUGAAUAUGACCCAGGAUAAAAGACAGAAAAAAAGUUAUUGUUGUUGUGCUCUUUUAUAGAAGGAUUCUGCUAAUUA
This is a messenger RNA of Musca vetustissima, 580 nucleotides long. It is a transcript of the gene Rap2l, whose product is annotated as ras-related protein Rap-2a. The record is from RefSeq and is a predicted model, not a curated record. The coding region runs from base 15 to 563 and encodes 182 amino acids. NCBI's taxonomy places the organism in Eukaryota, Metazoa, Arthropoda, Insecta, Diptera, Muscidae. The transcript is spliced from 4 exons. Gene Ontology annotation, cellular component: plasma membrane. Gene Ontology annotation, molecular function: GDP binding; GTP binding; GTPase activity. Gene Ontology annotation, biological process: negative regulation of cell migration; Rap protein signal transduction.